AUUGGCCCGUCCCACUUUCUUCGCUUUCCUGACAAGAUCGAACGUAGCUGCAGGGAGGAGAGCUGUGUGCGAGCCGAAAGCUGGAAAAUUGGGACCUGUGGUAGUGUGGCAGAGUACCGUACGCGUUGCCAUGAGUUUGUUUGCUUGUUUCGGCGGGAGAAAGAGAGAGGUGCGUCGGUCUUUCGACUACUGGGACUGCUCCAACCUGGGUCUGUCUGACCUUCCUAAGGAGGUCCUUUACCACCGGCGGACUCUGCGCCAGUUGACUCUGGCUACCAACAACAUCAAAGACGUCCCCAAGUCAAUCUUCACGUUUGAGCAGCUCACGGAGCUGGACUUGAGCGAGAAUGUCAUCCUGUUCCUGCCCCCCUCCAUCCGCUCCCUACGCUCCCUCACUUCCCUCAACAUCAGCAAAAACAAGAGAGAGACAACUGGAGGAAUCAUUCCAGAAGGUUUGACUGAGCUGCGUCAGUUGCGGACACUAGCUCUCAACGACUGUCAAUUGGAGGAACUCCCUCCCAACAUUGGGAAGUUGAACAAGCUGGAGAGUCUGGAACUGAGAGAGAAUGUCAUUGCCACACUCCCCCAGUCCAUAUGUCACCUGACCUUACUUGAGAGACUUGACCUUGGAGUUAACGAGAUUGACACUUUGUCUGGUGUGAUAGGAUCACUGGAGAGUCUGUCGGAGCUGUGGCUGGAUGGGAACCUGCUCAACAGUCUUCCUGAUGAGAUCGGGUCUCUCCGCAACCUGAAGUUUGUGGAGGUCUCGGAGAACCAGCUCAUGUUUCUCCCUCUCAGCUUCUCCUCCCUCGUCAGUCUCCAGGACCUCCAUCUCUCGGACAACCUCCUCUCCCUCCUCCCCGAGACCAUGGGUGAGCUGAGAAACCUGAAGCUCCUCAAGGUUGAAAGGAACAGGCUCACUGCCCUACCGCAGUCUAUGGAUGGAUGGACCAGUCUGGUGGAGCUGUCCCUCUCUCAGAACUUUCUAGAGGAGCUCCCCAAUGUGAUUUAUGGCCUGGGGAAGCUGGAGACGCUCAUCCUGGACGAGAACUCUCUGUUCUCCCUACCGGCAGAGAUCGGGGAGCUGUCGUCUCUCAACAUUCUGUCCCUCCGGUCCAAUAACCUGACAGAGCUGCCGGGGGAGGUGAGCCAGCUGACCAGUCUCUCCAUCCUCAACGUGGUCGGAAACAGGCUGCAGUUCCUGCCGUUCUCAGUCACCACUCUCCCCAACCUCACCGCUCUCUGGAUAGCAGAGAACCAGAACAGACCGCUCCUGGAGCUCCAGAUGACCCGCUCGGGGGACGGACAGAAGAUGCUGACCUGCAUUCUCCUGCCCCAGAGACCCACUGAGUCUCCCUUGAGCUCUGAUGGAAAUACUCCCGAGCUCAACCGCAAGCCACACCCCACAACGGUGAACUUUGACCCCGAGGUCCAGGACCCGAAGAGCAAGUUGACGCGAGACCCCACCCCCUACCCUAAGGAGCUCCACGUCAAGGCUCUCCAGUGGCGCGCCGCCAGAGAAGAGGGAGCUGCCGCGCACUCUCAGGACAAAUCAGCCGUCGCUACCAACGUCCCUCUCCGUAAUGGCAGCCGUUCUCGCUCCAUCCACCGUCCGUACAGUCUCAUACGAGCCAUGUCGGACCCGAUCGAGCCCGGAGACCUCGUUGGGGCGGGGAGCGGCCGUCCGUCCAGCCGUAGACGAGAGAGAAGCCACGAGAAGAGGGAGAUGUCGCAGAGCCCCGCUCGCAUCACUCCCGGGGCGACUCCUGUAAUUAAAGAUCGUCGCAGCUACCGUGAAGAGAGGCCUGUGUCCUACUGCUCCUCUCCCUCUCCUCCUCCCCUCGCCGUGCCCGCCUACUACUCUCCUGGACAUAACAGACACCAGAUCUCAGAGGAGGCCGAGUGGCUGAUCGAACAACAACCGAACGGAACUCGGGGUGCAGCUGCCGGGGUACCCCACUACCCCACACCCCAGCAAGCGUCCCCCGGAGGAAAUGAACUCCACACAGCUCUCCUUGCCUCCAACUCCAAUUCAAACAACAACAACAACAACAACAACAGACGAAUGGCGAGCACCUCCCCUCCUCCUCGUCUCCCUCCUUCCUCAGCUUCGAGAUUAGCUAUCAAAUCCAACACCUACCCUCCCUCCCAACCCACGUCACAUUCAACCACCACCUUUUCCCGGCCUCCAUCAGCCUCGGGGCAAUCUCAUCUCCAGUCGACCCCACACGCCCAGAGUGAGGCCAGCACUCUGUCCCAUUCCGAUACUGCCAAUCCCCGGUACUCGUCCAGUCUGGAAUCGGGGUUCGAUGCCGACGUGGAACAGGACAAGGUGUACUGGUACAUGACGGAGACUUCGCCCGGGGACCAACAGCCGUUGAUUCAACUUCAGCAGUUCGCCCGCCUCCCCGGAGCUCAGAGGAGGAGAUUUAUGAGCGACUCGACGGCUGCUAGUGGGCGUGCCUCCUCAGCUCCUCGGUGCAUACGCAGAGGUAGUGCCGAUGAUUACGACCACCUGGAGCGUUGCUUGAGAGCAGACGCCGGUGCCUCCCGUCAAAUGUACAGCAGUAGCUGUUCGCCUGUGGCGCGUGACCCGCGAGCACACCAGCUAGCUACACGACACCAGAAAGCCUCGCGGUCAUUUGACGUUGCCGAGCUCCCCACUGGUCCACUAUCAGCGGUGGAAACUAGACCAUCUGGGGCACGAGGUCCCCAGCCUGUCAGUUUCACUGCCGCCGCAAAGGCCGCGAGAAACGUUCACUCUAGGUCAAAGUCCGAUCCAGACGAUCUCAUCGCUAUAGAGAAAGCCACACCCGUCAACGGACACGCCCACAGGUCGGCAAGGGGUUCGUUAAGUCCGACUCCUGUGAACCCUUAUUUUGUUAACGUCAAUAUGGGUGGAGACAUCCCUGGUAGCUCCUCCCACUCAAACCAGCCCUUCCCCCUCAUUUCCCCCGUGUCAAACUCUGCCUACCAACGUCUGACGGGCCAUGGAAGGAAGAGGGGUGGGGCUGACCACACCCCUCAUCAGCGGUACCCCUCCUCCAGUGACGAAUCUCACAGCCGAGGUGGAGGAGGGGCGGAGCCUGAAGAACAAGCCACGCCCAAAAGUCCCUCCAAGGUGAAUGGUGCAGCCACCAGUCAAGACAGUGGAUUUGACUGUAUGCCACAAACUGGGAAAAUCAUCAAAGUGGAGUUGGAGAAGAACCCGUCUCUAGGACUGGGCAUCAGGGAGGGAGGCACGGAGCAAGACAGCAACAUCAAACCAGGAUAUCAUGUCUACAAGAUAGUGGACGGUUCCCCAGCAGCUCAGUGUGGCAUGAUCAAACUCGGAGACCGGAUAAUGGAGAUCAAUGGUGUCGAAGUGUCGUCUCUCGAUCUUCCUGACAUUCUGUGUCUCUUGGAGGUGUUCUCACUUCCUAUCUUACGUUUCCGGGUUCCGCGCGCAGUUUCGUAUAAAAGGCUCAUCAGCGAUCAAAAGAGCCCAGACAAGCUUUUGAGAAAGCGUCCUCAGAUAUUCGACAAAAAGAGAAAAAUGGGUCUACUGAAGAAAGCCUGCAGGCGUGUGUGGAAUCGAUUGAGCUCGGGGAAGCGUGCGUGCAAGCCAGCGAGGUGCUGCAGUUCGGAGGGGGAGCUAGGAGCAGUGGAUCUCGCAGUGUCUGCAACCUCAGCCUCCGCCCUGCCCGGUCUGAGAUCACAGGAGCCUCUGGAGGCUGCGUCGUUCUCGCACGAGACGUCUGCUGCGUGCUGCCGUCCGUUCCCUCCAGCUGUAGUCAACGUUACGGCCGCCGACGACCAAUUCAACCCGCGUGGCGGUGAUGUGAAGCAGACGAUGCUGACAGCGACCACCAGGGAAUCGGCGUGGAACGUCUCUUCCGAGUCAGACUCUGGCGUGUGCCUCGGAGAAGAGUUCGGGGUGGGGCCGCAGGAGGAUGACGCCUGCUCGGUGUGGAGUGAGGAAGAUGAGGGGGAGGAAGAUUUCGAGUGCGAGUGUGACGAGUGCUCGUUCGCCAGGUGCGAGACCAUUCUGGAGGACUGGCACAUCUCGGCCAAGGACCUGACGCUGGACAAGGUCCUCUCCAGACGGCAGGAAGAACGGGUGUACAGUGGCUACUGGCACGGGAGUGUUACAGUUCACCAGAGGCAGAGUCCCCUUCUCACGGAACUAAACGUCUACAUACAGGAGGCAACCACUCUGAGCAAGAUACGACACGAGAACGUUCAGCUGUUCCUUGGAGUGUGUCUGGAUCUGAAUCCUGUCUCCGUUGCUCUUGUUAUGAGCAACAUAAAGGGUGAGUCCCUGGACUCCUUGCUGCACAGGACAGGCCAGGAGCUCCAGUUUUCAGCCAUGUCCAAAUACCUCAACCAGAUUGCUCAGGGGAUGGCCUAUCUCCACGACAGAGGAAUCAAUCAUCCACUCCUCACCUCCAAAUCUAUCCACAUCCACUACAGAGCCUGCAUAUCGAUGCUCUCACCUGCCGCCUGCUCCAACACUCUUGAGCCAAGCCAGUUGGUGUAUCUAUCGCCAGAAGUUAUCCGAACUCUCCAACCUACCUCCUCUCCCUCCCCCUCCUCCUCCUCCUCCUCCUCAAAUCAUCGCACACUAUCCCUAACAACUUACCCAGCACACUUGGACAGCCGUGAAGCCAACAUAUUCUCAUUUGGAACCAUCGUCUACGAGAUGGUGACCGUGUCACGCCCGUUUCGAGCCACGCCCGGCGAGCUCAUUGUGUGGGAGGUGGGUAACGGUCGGUGUCAGAGUCUUCACCACAUGAACGCCGGGAAACUGAGGGACAUCAUCAAGCACUGCUGGGCCUCUGGGCCAGAGUACAGACCUACUUUCAAGGAGCUACUGUCAACUCUAGAACACAACAUGUCACCCCGGGCGUGUGGUCUCAACGCAUACUUCAGUUUCUCAGACCCUGGCCGCCUGGCUAGCACAGGACUUCACUAGGCAACCAUCUUCACCUUCUUCUGGCAGAGUGGUGUGCUCUUUCACGCCGUCCCUCCCUCCCUCCCCUCCCUCCCUCUCCGUCGUCAGAAUAAUGUUGGCAAACGGUUGCAAGAGAACUUGUUCAAGAGAAGAGAGAGUUAAACUUGUCAUGUCACUGGUGUGGAACUCAGCAUAAUUAUAUAGUCAUAUAUAAUACGAGAGAGAUAGAUAUUUGCAUAAUAAUCAUGUUUCCGACUGAGAGUUUUUAAUCUGAUCAUUCCUACCCAAAUUUCACUUAUUUUCUCAAUUUCUGUAUCGUUUGCAAAUUUUUUUAUAUCUCAUCAUCACCAAAUUUCACGUCUAUUAUGCCAAGAUAAAGUUUUGAUUCAUGAGCAAAUUUGUGACCC
Geodia barretti is the source of this 5340-nucleotide messenger RNA. Lineage: Eukaryota; Metazoa; Porifera; Demospongiae; Tetractinellida; Geodiidae. The record is from the annotation of a GenBank genome assembly.